CCUUGUACAUUCUAUUCAAGAACCCUCUCUUGUGCUUCCUGUGAAAGAAGUCAAAUUUUUUCACAAGAGAGUCAUGGCCACAUCAUGUGUCAUGUCAGUGCUCUCCCUUUCCUUUACAUUUCUAGCUCUUUCUGCUGCACAAGAACCCACAAUGCCACCUUCUAGCAUGGCAGCCCCACCGACAAUCGCCAUGCCACCUUUUAUGUCACCACCAGCACCAGUGGCAUUUCCUCCAACAAUGAGUCCUGGUCCAUCAGUUAGCUCAUCACCAGCCCCAGGUGCACCUGAUAUGGCACCCCUCAUGCCUGCCUCUCCUCCUGCACCCAUGGGACCGGGGCCUGUGUCAUCACCGGCUCCUGCACCUACUCAUGCUGUGUUGCCAUCAAGUGCUUUUGUGCAUGGAAGUAGCAUGGCCAUGGUAGCACUUAUUGGGAGUGCAGCACUCUUCUUCUAACUUGAUGCUCAUUAUCUUUCACAUUUGCUGUAGAUUGAAAAUAAUUUACCUGUUUGUGUAUUCUUUAUUGCAUUUUAAUAUAUUUUACAGUGUUGUUUUUCAUUAUUGUUGUUUCACUUUGUCCUUGAUUCUUGAGGAUCAUUCAUGUGUGUGAGUUUAAGGAACAAUGAGGUGUCAUUUAUCAACUUUUAUUUGUUACAGCUAUCGUGUAACAUUUUCACUCAGUUUAAUAAAAUACAUUGUUCUUACA
Messenger RNA from Nicotiana tabacum (common tobacco), 704 nucleotides. The record is from RefSeq and is a predicted model, not a curated record. Lineage: Eukaryota; Viridiplantae; Streptophyta; Magnoliopsida; Solanales; Solanaceae.